This is a messenger RNA of Lucilia sericata (common green bottle fly), 820 nucleotides long. It is a transcript of the gene Rrp40, whose product is annotated as exosome complex component RRP40. Gene Ontology annotation, cellular component: cytoplasmic exosome (RNase complex); nuclear exosome (RNase complex). Gene Ontology annotation, biological process: U4 snRNA 3'-end processing; CUT catabolic process; nuclear polyadenylation-dependent rRNA catabolic process. NCBI's taxonomy places the organism in Eukaryota, Metazoa, Arthropoda, Insecta, Diptera, Calliphoridae. Gene Ontology annotation, molecular function: RNA binding. The record is from RefSeq and is a predicted model, not a curated record.
CACAACACAAAUUGUUUUGAUUUUUAGUUUUUCUAUUUUCACGUGUGUCUUAAUAUAUUGUCUUAUUUUUAUUAAAUUGAAAUUAAAAAAUAGCACAGAUAAAUAAACAAAAUGCCAGAAAUAGUUAUGCCCGGUGAUCGUAUAACAGCCGCUGAAGAGAUGGCUACAAAGAAAGUAAUAUUGGGACCCGGUCUGAGAAGACAAGACGAACAAGUUGUGGCCUGCAAAGCCGGAACACUACAACACAAAGAACCCAACACAUUUUGGGUGGAAAGCUAUCAGAGGAGAUAUGUGCCCGUAAGAGGAGAAGCAGUCAUUGGUGUAGUGACAGCCAAGGCAGGUGAUAUCUUUCGUGUCGAUAUAGGAGGCUGUGAACAAGCCUCUCUUUCCUAUUUGGCCUUCGAACAGGCCACCAAGAAAAAUCGUCCGGAUGUUAAUACAGGCGAUUUAGUGUAUGCCCGCCUUAUAGUGGCAAGUAAAGAUUUCGAACCCGAAUUGGUGUGCGUCAAUUCGGUGGGUAAAAAAGGAAAGCUGGGAGUACUUCCAGAUGGAUUUGUUUUCAAUUGUAGUUUAAAUUUGGCACGUAUGAUUUUGCGCGAAGACUGCCCACUUUUGGCGGCGCUAACAAAGGAGAUGCCAUUUGAAAUUGCGGUAGGUUUAAAUGGACGCAUCUGGAUUAAGGCGAAGUCGGUGAAAGAAACUAUAGCAGUGGGUAAUGCUAUAUUGGCGGCAGAACAUGCCUCCAAUGAGCAAAUUGCAAAAAUAUGUGAAAAUAUUGGAAAUAUAUUAUUUACUUGAUUUAAUAAUUUUGAAAAAAGAA